Messenger RNA from Dipodomys ordii (Ord's kangaroo rat), 2265 nucleotides. It is a transcript of the gene Slc25a22, whose product is annotated as solute carrier family 25 (mitochondrial carrier: glutamate), member 22. The transcript is spliced from 9 exons. Gene Ontology annotation, molecular function: L-aspartate transmembrane transporter activity; L-glutamate transmembrane transporter activity. Bases 88 to 1056 code for a protein of 322 amino acids. NCBI's taxonomy places the organism in Eukaryota, Metazoa, Chordata, Mammalia, Rodentia, Heteromyidae. Gene Ontology annotation, biological process: L-glutamate transmembrane transport; malate-aspartate shuttle; aspartate transmembrane transport. The record is from RefSeq and is a predicted model, not a curated record.
CCUCCUCGGUCCACAGCAGCGGCUGCCUCUGCCACCGCCCUCCCCGCUGGGCCUCCACCUCCCGCUCUGCCCCGCCAGCCCAGUUAAAUGGCUGAUAAGCAGAUCAGCCUGCCCGCCAAGCUCAUCAACGGCGGCAUCGCGGGGCUGAUCGGGGUCACCUGCGUGUUCCCCAUCGACCUAGCCAAGACCCGCCUGCAGAGCCAGCAGAAUGGCCAGCGCAUGUACGCCAGCAUGUCUGACUGCCUCAUCAAGACCAUCCGCUCCGAAGGCUACUUCGGGAUGUACCGGGGCGCUGCCGUGAACCUGACCUUGGUGACCCCAGAGAAGGCCAUCAAGCUAGCGGCCAAUGACUUCUUCCGUCAUCAGCUCUCGAAGGAUGGGCAGAAGCUGACUCUGCCCAAGGAAAUGCUGGCCGGCUGCGGGGCUGGGACCUGCCAGGUGAUCGUGACCACCCCCAUGGAGAUGCUGAAGAUCCAGCUGCAGGACGCCGGCCGCAUUGCUGCCCAGAGGAAGAUUCUGGCCGAAGCACAGCUUGCGUCCCAGGGAGGAGCCCAGCCCUCGGCGGAGGCCCCGCCUGCUCCUCGGCCCACAGCCAUGCGGCUGACCCGGGACCUGCUCCGGAGCCACGGCAUUGCUGGCCUCUACAAGGGCCUGGGGGCCACGCUGCUCAGGGACGUCCCCUUCUCCAUUGUCUACUUCCCCCUCUUUGCCAACCUGAACCAGCUGGGCCGCCCAGCCCCCGAGGAGAAGUCGCCCUUCUACGUGUCCUUCCUGGCAGGCUGCGCGGCCGGGAGCAUGGCCGCCGUGGCUGUAAACCCCUGUGACGUGGUGAAGACUCGGCUUCAGUCACUCCAGCGCGGCGUCAAUGAGGACACCUACUCGGGGUUUCUGGACUGUGCCAGGAAGAUCUGGCGGCAUGAGGGCCCGUCGGCCUUCCUGAAGGGUGCCUACUGCCGCGCCCUGGUCAUUGCCCCGCUGUUCGGCAUCGCCCAGGUGGUCUACUUCCUGGGCAUUGCGGAGACCCUCCUGGGGCUGCUGCAAACCCCCCAGGCUUGAGUCUGGGGGCCCCAGCGCCCCGGCUGGCGCCAGAGAAGGGCUGCCAGCCCAGGCCCGAGUGAAGGACGCUCACCCACGGGGGGAGGGGAGAGGGGAGGCUGGGUCCACAUGGUGGCGAGCACAGGCCCCACGGGGUCCUGAGGAGAUGGCCAUUGGGACCAAUGUCUAUUUAUGUAGAAAACGCAGAAACCUGUACAUUCCUCAAGCUGGUCCCUGACCCAGUCCUGCCUGGCCUGAAGACCCCCAGGGACAGAGCUGGUCUCUGGGCUGGGGCCCCAGGCCUGAGCUGGGCAGGCUGGCCCUACCCCUGAGUCCACCAGCUCCUGUCUCCUAGGCUUUCCUGGUCUACAAAGGGGACCCCCCCAAAAAAAACCCUAUUUAUUGAACCUGCUGCAUCUGUGUGGCUCUGCCCGUCCUGUCCAUCCGUCCAUCCACCCCUGCUGCUCUUCUAACUUUGGCCGGGACUCGGCCCUGCCUCCCAGCUUUGCAGACGUGGGGGGCGGGGUCUCCGGCCCCAUGUUGAGCCCAGAUUUCCAGGUUGAUGGGGGUCAGGCUGAGUUUUGACUCCCAGAUCCCCCCACCCCCCGUGCACACACUGGGAAUUUCUGCUGGGUCCUAGGACCUUCACUGAAGGGGAGACCUAGCCUGUGUGUCCUGUGUGCCUCCCAGCCCUCGGCUGACCAGGCUGCUUGGGAUGGGGCAGGGGGGCCAGGCACUCAGCUUGGUGGGCUGUGUACCUCACCUCUACUGAGCUCAGCUCAGAGUUCUCAGCCUUCCUUCCGAGUCACCCACCCCUGGAAAGGGGAGGGCCAGUGUGGAUCUUGGGGUCACCUGCUCUGUGGGUGCCCAGCCCUCCUUCCUAGGCCUCUGUUUAAGCCCCUGUCCUCCCCAGUCCUGUAUCCAUGUGAAGUGAGGCAGGUGCUCUGCCAGCCCUGGCCAUGUGGUUGUGUUGGUGAUUGACCCUGAAGUGCUGGUGCUGUGUCCCCAAACCUAGCCCUCCCUGUGGAGGCCCCUCCCCAGUAACACUACCUGGGGCUCAGGUCCAGCCCCCAGCUCACGGUUGCUCCUGGGAGCUGCCCCCUCCCGACAUAUCUGUACCUUGAAAGCUGCUGCUGCUGCUUACAGAAUUAUAUUUUUUUUCUUUUGAAGAGUUUUAAGGAGUUGUAAUUUUUUGUGUCUUGUCACGUAAGAGGAUAAAUAAAUAUUCUA